Molecule: messenger RNA, 1629 nt
Organism: Mesorhabditis spiculigera
Lineage: Eukaryota; Metazoa; Nematoda; Chromadorea; Rhabditida; Rhabditidae
Source: the annotation of a GenBank genome assembly
AUGAGCCAGAAAAUUGAUCUCUCCAAAAUCUUCACCAAAAACAAUUUCCUCGUCCAGUCCGCGCUACUUGGCCUGAUAUUUCUAAUCGGGCUCCAGUCACUAUAUUCCUUGAAGCUUUUCGUCGAUGUCUACAACUUGUCCACCUUCAAGCUCAACAUUGUUCAGGGACUAUUUUUAGUGUGGAAUGCCGUCAACGACCCACUGAUGGGCUAUUUUCAGGACGUCGGUUGCGGAAUUUCUUGGAUCAUGGACCGGCGGAAGGUGAUGAUGUACGCCGGCCCAGUCUGGGCUGCCGUUUCCCUCAUUUUUUGGUUUCCGCUGUCAACUUCAAACGAUCUGCUUGUCGCAACCCACUUCCUGGUCGCCCUCUUCUCGUACGACACCCUAAUGACGCUCGUCGGGUCGGCGUACUGCGGCAUUUGCGUAGAGUUGGGUCAAGAUCACCAAGGUAGGGUGAAUAUUGUCGUCCUCGGCGAGAUAUUUGCCAUAAUUGCCGGCUUCGUUAUCUUUCCGAUCGACUAUUUAUCCGGAAAUAUGCAGCAUGUCGGCAUUUUUCAGGUCUGCGCCAGCGUCAUCUGCGUGAUUGCCGGGUUGCUCAUGUUCAUUUCCGCCUACUUCCUCGAUACACCUGAAAAUCCUGAAAGUAAAGCCGUAGACGUCGAGUUGGAUCUGCUCGCAAAAACGGGGGUAGAUGAGCCGGUGGACACCGACGACAUCUUCAAGGCGCUCGGCAUCACCUGGGAAAUCGUGAAGCAGCCCCGAUUUUUGUGCCUUAUUGCUUCGAAUUUCUUCAGGACGUUGCGAACAAUGGCCAGCGAGCAAUUCCUGUUGAUGUUCGUGCCCUCGCUGCUGUCCAGAAACGGCUUCAUGCCGCUCGGGUCCGUGGAGCUGACCGUUUUCUACAUUCUUGUCAGAACACUAGGAAGGGUACUUUUCCUAUUCCUCUUCUACCCAGUCCAUCGCCACGGUGCCCACCCAACCCUGCUGGGGCUGAACGUCUUGGCGUUGAUCUCGGGCGCCGUCAUACUUUUCAUCGGCCGCUCGGCCUACGCUGCCGUCGCAGUUUAUAUCCUCGUCGAAAACACACUCGGCCGGUGCGGAGCCCAGGGGUUAUACCUGCUCAUCUGCGGUGAGGUGAUCGACACAGAUCAAGCGUUGCACAAAAGGAGCUCACCGCUGUCGACGCUGAUCUUCACCAUCAAGGCGCUGUUCAACAAGCCGGCCGAGCAGUUGGCCCCGAUCAUUAUGAUGGCACUACUAGACUUUGGCGGUUAUAGCCGAUACAAGGUACCGUGCGGAGCUGUUGUUUCCGCAUCGACCACUAGAAUUCCUGUUGUUGAUAUCGGCACGACACCGGCUUCAUUGUUAACUAACAACUUUUCUGACCCUGCCAAUAGCACAAUAUCUACUUCAAUUAUAACAAGUGACCCCAAAUUCUGCGUGGAUCUCUUCGAAGCGAUGUUUCAAGUGCUCGUAUGGUGGCCGUUGGUCUGCAUCAUUGGCGAGUCGAUCUUCAUCAUCCUCGACGUGUACUUCAAACGAAAAAUCGGGCCCCUUCCGUCGAUGACACCGAGCAAGAACCACCGCCGGCACUCUGUAUGUUCGAUGCAGGAGGUGACAAGGCCCGUU